Molecule: messenger RNA, 5325 nt
Organism: Camelus dromedarius (Arabian camel)
Lineage: Eukaryota; Metazoa; Chordata; Mammalia; Artiodactyla; Camelidae
Gene: CDC14B
Product: cell division cycle 14B
Exons: 14
Coding region: 175-1671 (498 amino acids)
Biological process (GO): regulation of exit from mitosis; cilium assembly; positive regulation of cytokinesis
Cellular component (GO): spindle pole; centrosome; nucleolus
Molecular function (GO): protein serine/threonine phosphatase activity; protein tyrosine/serine/threonine phosphatase activity; protein tyrosine phosphatase activity
Source: RefSeq, a predicted model, not a curated record
GGCUCCUGCGCGGCCACCCCCCGCCGGGCUCCGCCAGCGCGCGCCGUCGCCGCCGCAGCGCCGCUCCGCGCCCGCCGCCCCGAGCGCCCGCGCGCGGGGCUGGCGGGGGCUUCGGCGGGCCAGCGGGCGCGCGGGGCCAUGGUCGUGGCCCCCUGACGGGCCGCGGCCGCCUCCAUGAAGCGGAAGAGCGAGCGGCGGCCGAGCUGGGCCGCCGCGCCCCCCUGCUCGCGGCGGUGCUCGCUGUCCUCGCCGGGAGUGAAGAAGAGCCGCAGCUCCACGUCGCAGGAACUGCACCACCUGGACCGGCGGGACGACCUGUACCUGGACAUCACCGAUCGCCUUUGUUUUGCCAUUCUCUACAGCAGACCAAAGAGUUCAUCAAAUGUACAUUAUUUCAGCAUAGAUAAUGAACUUGAAUAUGAAAACUUCUACGCAGAUUUUGGACCACUGAAUCUAGCAAUGGUUUACAGAUAUUGCUGCAAGAUAAAUAAGAAAUUAAAGUCCAUUACAAUGAUGAGGAAGAAAAUUAUUCAUUUUACUGGCCCUGAUCAGAGAAAACAAGCCAAUGCUGCUUUCCUUGUUGGAUGCUAUAUGGUUAUAUAUUUGGGGAAAACUCCAGAAGAAGCGUAUAGAAUAUUAAUGUUUGGAGAUACAGCCUAUAUUCCUUUCAGAGAUGCUGCCUAUGGGAGCUGCAAUUUCUACAUUACACUUCUUGACUGUUUUUAUGCAGUAAAGAAGGCAAUGCAGUUUGACUUCCUUAAUUUCAACUCAUUUAACCUUGAUGAAUAUGAAUACUAUGAAAAAGCAGAAAACGGAGAUUUAAAUUGGAUAAUACCAGGCCGAUUUCUUGCCUUCUGUGGACCUCAUUCAAGAACCAGACUUGAAAGUGGUUACCACCAACAUUCUCCUGAGGCCUAUAUUUCGUAUUUUAAGAGUCACAACGUUACUACCAUCAUUCGUCUGAAUAAAAGGAUGUAUGAUGCCAAACGCUUUACGAAUGCCGGUUUCGAUCACUAUGAUCUUUUUUUUGCGGAUGGCAGCACCCCUACUGAUGCCAUUGUCAAAGAGUUUCUGGGUAUUUGUGAAAACGCCGAGGGUGCCGUUGCAGUACACUGUAAAGCUGGCCUUGGGCGGACAGGCACUCUGAUAGCCUGCUACAUCAUGAAGCAUUACAGGAUGACAGCCACCGAGACCAUUGCCUGGAUCAGAAUCUGCAGACCCGGCUCAGUGAUCGGGCCUCAGCAACAAUUUUUGAUGAUGAAACAGGCAAGCCUCUGGUUGGAAGGUGACUGUUUUCGUCAAAAGUUAAGGGGUCAGGAGAACGGAAGGCACAGAGCAGCCGUCUCAAAACUCCUCGUGGCUGUUGAUGACAUUUCAAUCAAUGGGGUCAAGAAUCAGGACAAACAAGAACCUGAGCUGUACAGCGAUGACGAUGAGAUCAACGGAGUGACACAAGGUGAUAGACUUCGGGCCCUGAAAAGCAGAAGACAAUCAAAAGCAAACGCAAUUCCCCUCACAGUAAUUCUUCAGUCCAGUGUUCAGCGCUGUAAAACGUCUGAACCUAACAUUUCUGGCAGUGCAGGCAUUACUAAAAGAACCACCAGAUCUGCUUCCAGAAAAAGCAGUUUUAAAAGUCCCUCCAUUUCAAGGACUAAAACAGUCUUGCGUUAAGUAAAAACCUGUGACCAGAGCCGAAGGAAGACUCUAGGAACAGAAAAACUGCAACAGGAUUUUAGCACAAUUUAUUUGGAGACAAAACAAAAAUUGCAAAAGCCUUAGCUGCUUGCCACCUAAGUUUAUUCAACGAAGAAAAAGUCCACUGGAAUUUAAAUAACUACAAGGAUUUGGGCACAAGCGAGUGACUUGAAGAAGGCCCAACUCUCCUUCUGUAGAAACGUCUUAAGUUGAACAACGAAAACGCGGUUGUAAAUUAGUCUCAGGUGUAAAUAUCAACGCCCUCUGUUCUCAGGGCAGCUGACGCGUCUGUGUGGUGCACGUGUGUCCCUGUGAUGGCAAUCAUUUUAGCUGCUGGCCUUCAGAAGAAUUGAGGAUCUGAUGGAGGUUUUUUUUUACUUAAUUAUUUGCUGGUCACCCUGUGUCAAAACUUCUAAAGAUAAAACAAGCGUUACUGAAAUGGUACUUUAUGUCAUUUGACGCCAUUCGGUUUAAUCAUCUCCAUUUUAAUAUUUGUGAUAUUGUUGAAAUGUUAACUCCGUUAAGUACCCAAGCUGCUUGUCUUCCACCAAAGAGUGCUUUAUUCACAAGAAUCUGUGAAAACCACAUUUUAAGACUGGUGCAUGUCGCGAUACACAUUGGUACUCGGGUAACCUAAAACUUGCAAGAGAAUAUUAAUCGUAGCUUUAGAAGCCUCAGGAGGAGAAACUGGCUUCACAGUUGGAAGAUUGUUGUAAGUCGUCCCUUUUUAUGUCAUUUUGAGAUGGAAGAAUGCCAGGGCUGUCCACUAUGUGGCUGCCCAGUCAUACAAAUUAAAAUUGUAUUUCCUUCCAUGCGGGAAGAAACCCCACACUGUUGAUGUUUGCCCUUGGAAACCGUGAUCCCAAAUAAUGGUGACCUUUUUUUUAUAUAAAGUUACUUUAUUAGGGUCUUUCCUGUCGCGCUGUGGGUUUUUUUGUUAUGUGAUCAGCCUAAGGCCAUUCACACACCCUUUUAUUUCAGUGACAGUUAUUUGCAUCUGGAUUUCAGUUGUUUGUAAAUAAGAAACUCACUGUUGCCUUUGGUUAGGGAAUACAAUUAAUAACUCUUUGCAGAGUGCCUUCUCCCCUCAACCCCACAGAAACACAGCAGAGUCUGUGAUGUCAGGCAAUCACAAAUCCGAAUUUACUUGCUGCUAAAAGAAAGGGGGGGGCCAAAAUAAAAGAAUAUUUUUGCAGUCACCUGGGUUACUUCCAUAAUAAGAAGUGAACGGUUUAGUUACCAUUAACCGGUUAUCAUUAGCCUAGUUUGGAGAUUGGGAUGAUACAGUAUUUAAAGGCAAAAUGCCUUCACAUUACAAGAUGAAUGAAUCCCGUUAGUAGGCAAAUCCACUUUUAAAAAGCUGCCUUUUUCAUAUGACUGUGCAGAAUAAGAAAUGGCUGUGGAAUAAACAGAUUAAAGUCUGUUAAGGCCAAAAAAAAAAAAAUUGGAAGGCUGUGGUUCUAUUUUGGUAUUUACUCUUGGAGGAGAUUGUAAGAUUGCCUUGUUUUCAGAGGAGAUGGAAGACGCCAUUGUUUUGGCCAAAGCAGCAGCUCCCUCGUUGGGCACCAUGGGGCUGGGCCAAGCCAGCUUUUAAGUUGGGGACUAGAGCUCAGAAAAACAGCGGUUUUUCUAUCCCUGGAAGUUCACAGAUACAAAGACCCAUUGCCUGACAGGAAAACAGCUCUUCAUUAAGCUUUGAGUGGGAGGAGAAACAUUCCAUUUGUUGUGUCGCUCUGGGCGACCAUACCGCAGGGUCAUCCUGUGCCCAGGCGUAAAACCUUGAAUUCUCAGGGCAACUCUCCUUCCCUUUAUACUUCUAAAGGCCAUCUCCUACAUAACUAGUCCAGGCAGUGGUGCAAAUCAGACUUCCAUCUGAACUGUUCUUGUCGGUCAGAACGAGUUAAAUGUGCCGUCUCCCUCGCAGUGAAAAAGCCAUUUGGUGUCUUGGCCAAGAGUGAAAAAUUGGGGCUUCAGUAUACUUUUUGUUUUACAAAUUGCCUUUUUCUGUGUCUGCUGCUCAAGUUUCCAGCUAGAAUUGCUGUCACUGUGGCUCUUCCUACAAAUCCUUGUAUUUGACAGGCUCACUGAGGUUAGUCGUAGCAAGCUAGGGAUUGGAUCAAGCAGCAUUGCUUGGAUGGAACACACAUCUUGGGCUAGUGCUUCAGACGGACUGCAUAGCACAGUGUUCGUAAACUUACUGGGGACAUAUCUCAAAUCCAGGGUGGCUCUGGGUCUGAUGGAUGGAAAACUUCCUGCGAUGAAUAAUAAGAGUAGACUCUCCACCCCCCGCCAGCCCCCAGCAGAAACUUCAACACACUCAAGAAUCUUCUGAGUCUCAUUUGUUACAGAAGAUCUUGUUGCUAUGGGAUACGAAAGAGGGCAUGUCAGACCGAAAGAUUACUUUAACUUAAGAGCCUUAAAUAGCUUUGAAAGUACACCAAGUCAGUUUCCACUGGAAUUAAAAUUAGAAAGGAACUCUUUUAGGUGCCCUUGAAGCUUUCUGGCCUGCCAAAGUGGGUACCUAAGAUGUAUAGACAGACUUUCAUGUCAGAGUCUUAAAGAAAGGCUAGAAAUCUCUCUUCCCAGGGAAGAGGGAGGACCCUGAGCAGUGCCUCACUGAAACAAGUAGCCUUGUCAAAAUGUAGCCGCGUCUACGCAGCGCGCUGCUCUUCUAGUCUCCAGAAUUAUUCUGUUCUAAACUUGAUCCCCUUAGCCUGUUCCCCCCCACCCACCCACUUCUUGCCUGCCCUCCUCCCCCUCUCACAGGGGUGAUGUCUACCUCCUGGGCCCAGACAAGUUUCAGAGGAGUUCCCCGGUGUUCUCACGGGGCAGACGUGUCUGCCCGUGGAGUCUGAGACACGGUCGGGCGGCCGCGUGGACCAGUGGGCAUCCUGGGCAUCCUCUCCUUUGCUCGAUAUGCGAGCAUUGCCCUCCUUUGAUGUUUGAUUUCAAAAAGUAGCUUAGCUGCUCUCCUGCAGACAUCCUUUCAAGCCAUCAUCACAUUUUGGGAAGCAGUGCUCAUCAAAAACAACUUUAAAAGCAUAGUUUAAUUCUUUAGCAGUUUUCUCCCGCUGACACCGUCCUGUGAGGUUACCUGCUGCUCCUCCCCUUCUCCUAAGUGAGGAUUCUCCGUGUCGCGAAGUGGGAAUGCUCCACGUGUGCAUAGUUGACUGGACAGUUCACCUGUACUGUGUAGGAAGUUACCUCCUUAAUCGCCCAAUAGAAUUAACUGUCAGCAGAUCUGUUCAUCUGAUUAUAGUACUGCAGAUUUAUAUUAAUAAUUUGCAGACUUUUAUCUAACCUGCACUCAUGUACAGAUUAUUAAAAGUUUUCAAAUGUAACUGAAUAAUCAGUAUUUGAUCAAUCAUUGUCUUGAUUUUUUUAAUUAAAAUGUAUAUUUCUAACUCAUAUUUUAUAAAGCUGAGAGAACUGGUUGAAUGAAUGUUUAUUUUCCUGAAGGUAUUUUUAAGAUAAAGCUUCACAAUGGCCUGUAAACUUUGCGUAUCUAUGUAGUUUGGUACAUAAUUGUCACAUUUGAAAAUCUUGUGUAUUGUAACUGGUUUUAUACAAAAUGUUGAAUAGUAAAAAUUGUAUAAUUACAAUCGUGUAAUUAAAAGUAUUAACCAAACA